Molecule: messenger RNA, 2266 nt
Organism: Botrytis cinerea B05.10
Lineage: Eukaryota; Fungi; Ascomycota; Leotiomycetes; Helotiales; Sclerotiniaceae
Exons: 1
Coding region: 72-2186 (704 amino acids)
Source: RefSeq, a predicted model, not a curated record
GUAGCAUCGUACUCUCGGAUUCAAACUUCAAGUUCUCAACAUCUAUCUUCAACCAUAUCACAUGCACCACCAUGGCUUCCAAGAAGGAUACACUCUAUCCAAAAAUCUCUGGUAAGCCCAAAAACUUGCUUUUGGAAUUCUCGAAAUACCAGAGAACCUCGAAGACUGGACGUGUUGGGAGCAUUUCUGUCACUGGAACAGUCAAACUUCAUGGAACUCAUGGAGAUAUUCGCAUUACAGCAGACGACUCUAUUUAUUUACAGACUCGGAACUCAGAUGCUCUCACACCCGCUCUCGACAGUUUGAAAUUUCUUGAUUUCAUGGAGCCGGCUCGAAUGGAAAUCCUUGCACUGAAAAAGCAGUUCUAUUCUCGUUUCACGGAGCUGAACCCUAAAGCCAAAAUUAAUGAAGAAUAUCCUUUCAUCAUUGCUGGCGAGUGGAUCGGCCCAAAGAUCCAGAAAGACGUCGCAGUCAGUGCACUGCCAGACCGAUAUUUCGUCAUCAUUUCUGUUUCCAUCAACAACGAAUGGCAGCCGGAUGAACCAUAUUCAGACAUCGAAAACGAGUCCAUUCACAUUAUAAACAUUUCUCGGGGAGGUUUUUUCCAUGAAACCAUCGAACUGAAAACCCCGGAACCAGCAUUCGCAAAGAUGCAAGCUCUCGCCGAUGCGGUAGAGAAAGAGUGUCCUUUUGCGAAGACUUUCGGUCUCAUUGGUCUUGGUGAAGGCAUUGUCUGGAAACCUUCUGCGCCACUUUGUCAUGAUGCAAAAUAUUGGCUCAAAUUAAAGGGUCCUAUCUCCAUGGGGAUUGUGAAGGCUGGAGAUGCCUCUCGCAUGCCGCAGCGAAGCAGUUUUAUCGCUCCUGUGUUUGCGGCUCCAGCCUUCUCUCCUGCCGCAGCGAAGAGAGCUACACCAAAUCGAAACAUAAGCAACGCGACGUGGCAACAAAAUGUCGUUGGUACAAAUAUAUUUUCGGCGUCACCUGCCUCGUUUGCAGCGAUUAGAGCUUCCAACAAGCCAAUGGGUAACCCACUUUCGUUGGAAGGUUUGAGUUUGAAAGAAUUUCCAUCGCUGCCAGCUUCGCCUUCUGUUACGAAAAGCAAAGCAUUUAAUCAAACAGUAAACACCAUGAUGUCACCCGAAGGUUCUGGCUGGAGAGAAUAUCCAAUGACAUCCACACCUAUACCACUGCGAAUUAACAAGAUUGUGGGCGGAAGUUCUGGAGAUUCUAGAGUUGAUGAAAAUGGUACUUCAUCGCCUUCGUUGCCAAGACAGGUCAGCGACGUGUCAUCAGAAUUUCAAGGCUCUAGGCCAGGGUCACUGAUGACUGGAAAGGCUGGGGAGAAAAGAUCACGAAGUACGGGAACAGUCAGAAAAGAUACGCGUAGGUCAAUAGCUUGGAAGGAUAUUAACUCCAUUUCGCCAGAGAAUGCAAGACUUCUCGAGACUCUCAAAUCGGCACCGGUGACGCCUGAAAUGUUCCAACGGGCUAGAUCAGAGAUUAUGAGCCUCUUCCAGACGAGCAGCCCUAAAAAGUUAUCAACCAUGCUCGAGAAAGAAGUCAAACACACGCCAGAAGUUUCCAAGCCUAUUGAUAGAGUGAUAUCUUCUCCAGUUGCCCUCAGAGAGACCGCCUGCGAAUCGUCAAACGAUGGGGAUCAGGAAGAAGGUGGAUGGCCUAUGCCAUCAAUCAGAAAGAAAGACCACAGGGAAAAGCCCGAGAACUUUGGUCUCAUUCUUUUGACCACAGUCACCAAUGAGGUUAAAGCCAUCGAAUCAGAGCACGCGCAACUGAGUCCUGUGCCAUCGAAGGUUGGAGAUGACAAUGGAGGGUCCUCAAAAACUACCAAACCGGCUUGCGCACCACUUAUUCUCAAGAAGAUCGAGAGACCGGAGGCAAUAGCGGCCAGAAACUUCGCGAACGAAGUAAUUUGGGAGAGAAGACUGGAGCAAGGAUGGCAAUAUCUUCUCGAGAAGGGAGAGCGCGCCGAGAGACAGAAUGCGGAAAAGUUUCUGAAUUGGUUAUGGGAAGACGUGGAGGUAGAGGAGGAAGUAGAGAUCGAGGAGCUUGAACUUAAUAUAGUUCUCUUGAAGAAAGAGAUAUUUAAGAUCGGUAGAGAUUGGUAUUUCGAGCAUUUGGCCUUCGAAGAGCAGAAUGAGAACUGGGGUGUUGGAGCACCGCGUUAAAUAUCAAAAAACUUCAAGUUUUAGCGUAAUACUUAGUGGGAUUUAUUUAUGAGCUUUAUAUAGAAAUUUAUAUUCUUGCA